AGGCCGUGGCGAGGCUUCCCAGAAUAGCCGUGUCAGAGCCCCUCCCGAAAUCCUGGCAAGCCCCCAAAUCCUAGGGGAGAGUCCCCAAUAUCAGGGCCUUCCAAGUCUUGUUAAAGGUCUUAAAAUCCUGACCAAACUUCCUCAGAAAUACUGAAGCGAACCCUCCAGGAAAUCUCGUAGAUGACCCCUGAAAUCCUGUCAGAAUCGUCUAGAAAUACUGUCAAACUUCAAAUACUGUCAAACUUCUCCCUCAGAAUGUCAGAGCCUCUAACUGCUCCCAGGACUCAGGGGAGGCUCCCCAGAGGAACUGGAAGCCUGGGCCUGGGAGAACCAGGAAAGAUGCUGAGUCCCCCUGGGCCGUGAGGGACCUGGAGGUGGGCCAGGGUAGAGAAAAAUGACAAGAAGCCAGGAGUUGCAGGAAUCACUCUGUGCCACACCAGCCCCAAAAGGCUAGGUAGUUAGUCCUGAGGUUACUAGGGAACCAUGAGAGGGCUGAAAACAGGAGAGAGAUGGGGUUCAAACUCAAGCAGGAGGCCAACAGUUCCAAAUACAGGCCGAUGGGCGAGAAUGAGCUUGGGGAGCAGCCAGUCCCUUUUUGGUCCCUUCCAGUGACAGAGGGGAGCUGUUAGCUUCUCCACCAGCUGCAGAGCAGCCAGGGUGGCCCAUGGACAUGCCAGAGGACCAGGCAGGUGGCCCCACUGCAAAAAUGUACCUCUGGGACCAGGCAGAGGACAGAAGCCUGGGGACACUGCUCAGCUUAGAGGAGCAAAUACUCAACUCCACGUUCGAAGCUUGUGACCCCCAGAGAACAGGCACUGUGGCUGUGACCCAUCUACUAGCCUACCUGGAGGCCAUGACUGGACGGGGUCCCCAGGAUGCUCGCCUCCAAACACUGGCCUGCAGCCUGGACCCCAGUGGGGAGGGCCCUCAGGCCACCGUGGACUUGGACACCUUCCUGGUGGUCAUGCGGGACUGGAUCACUGCCUGUCAGCUGGAUGGGGGAUUAGAGCUGGAAGAGGAGACGGCCUUCGAGGGAGCCCUGACCUCCCAGCAACUGCCAUCUGGAUGCCCAGAAGUUGAGGAUCCGGCCAAUCUGGAGAGCUUCGGAGGCGAAGACCCCAGACCUGAGUUGCCUGCCACUGCCGACCUGCUGAGCAGCCUGGAGGACUUGGAGCUCAGCAACCGCCGGCUGGCUGGGGAGAAUGCCAAACUGCAACAUAGCGUGGAGACAGCCGAGGAGGGGUCUGCACGCCUCGGGGAGGAGAUAUCAGCCCUGCGCAAGCAGCUCCGCAGUACCCAGCAGGCUCUGCAGUUGGCCAGGGGCAUGGAUGAGGAGCUGGAGGAUCUGAAGACUCUGGCCAAGAGCCUGGAGGAACAGAACCGCAGCCUUCUGGCCCAGGCCCGGCACACGGAAAAGGAGCAGCAGCGUUUGGUGGCCAAGAUGGAGACUCUGCAGGAAGAGAAUGGGAAGCUCCUGGCCGAGCGGGAUGGAGUGAAGAGGAGGAGUGAGGAGCUGGCCUCAGAGAAGGACAUCUUGAAGCGGCAGCUCUAUGAAUGUGAACACCUCAUUUGCCAGCGAGACGCCAUCCUCUCCGAGCGCACUCGCCACGCGGAGAGCCUGACCAAGACCUUGGAGGAGUACAGAGCCACAACCCAGGAACUGAGGCUGGAAAUCUCCCACCUGGAGGAGCAGCUGAGUCAGACCCAGGAGGGGCUGGAUGAGCUAUCCGAAGGGGCCGAGGUGAGGAGAGCGGACUGCACCAACCUGCUGCCGCCGUCACUGGGUGUGGAGCUCCAGGCCAUUCAGCAGAAACAAGAGGAGAGAGCCGUCGAUCUCUCCAGCCCGCUGUGUGGAGUGUGGCCGUGGGAGGAGGUGGUCAGCGAGAUGGAUGGGGAGGAGGGGCUUCCUCCUGAAACCCCCCCUGGGUGGCAGAGAAACUUGCAGGAAGAGUCAGCGCACCCUCAGGAAGGAAGGGAGGAGCCAUCGACGAGGUUGCCCAGAAGAGAGGAAGAGGACGGAGCAGAGAUCCAGGUCAUGGUGGACCUCCCCAUCCAUCCAGAACACUCACACCCUGGAGACAUCCUCGGAAACCCUCCUGAGAGCAGCCCCUCAGAACCAGAGCUGCAGCAAGCCCUGGUGCCCGUGGUGAAGGAGCUGGUCCCAGUCAGGAGGCCGGUCUGGGACCAGCUCUGCCUGUGCCCCCUGCACCUCCGGCGGCUCAGGUGCACCCCACAGCAUCUCCAGAAGGAGGGUGGUGGUCAGACAUCUGGGACACCACGGGCCCCCCUGGGUGCCGCCAAGCACUGUGCUGCCUCCCCGCAGGGUCACCCGGCACCUCCUGAUUCCAGCGCCACUCCUGGGCCUGCUGCUGCUCUUGCUGUUCUCCGUCCUGCUGCUGGGCCAGUCCCCGCCCCCCACGUGGCCCCACCUCCAGCUCUGCUACCUCCAGCCUCCUCCAGUGUGAGCCAUGCCCCCGACCCCUGCAGAGCAAUGUCUAGUUUGGUGAUUUCCUGGGGCUCUUUCUGCUGUUAUUCCCGUGGUCGUGCUACUGUGACUUGGGAUUUUCCCACUGUCAGGGACCCCAGAUACAGUGCUCCAGGAGCCACACCUCUGUAUUGGGUUUUUAUGUGAAGUCUCUUGGUUUUUUAAUGAUAGCAAAACACUAGGGGUUAUAGUUUCCUCACAAACCAAGUCUGAAGAAGGGCAGCUGUCAGCCCACAGCUCAGUCUCCACAGCACUGGGGCAGAGGGCUGUAAUUCUCUCUACCUCUCUUGGCCCUUCCCUUGUGCUCAGGAGAUGACACUGUAGCUUCAUAAGUGAUGUCUGCAGGGAGAAGGGGACACACAUCCCUUCCUUUUUAUAAAGGAAAGCUAUAGCCUUCCCAGAGCCAGCAGCAGACUCUGCCUUGUUGGCCAGAACUGUUCAGCAUGACCACUCCUCACUGUAAGGGCAGCUGGGAGACUCCUGGCAGAAAGAGGGAGAACGAGAUGUGGGCCACCACGCACACACCCACACAGAUGUCACCAACAGCAGGAAAGGAUGUGCCAUUUGUUCAUUCAGCUCAUUCUUAGUGAUCAUCUAUUUGCCAUGGCUAGAUCUAUAAGACAGAAAAGCGGACCCUCCAAUGCCAGGCUGAAGAGUGUUGAUUUUUCUCCUGAGGAUGACAGGGGUUUGGGGAUGUUUUGUUACUUGUUUUUGGUUAUUUACUUUGUAAUUAAGCUGUAACUGACAUACAGUGAUAAAUGGACAAAUCCAAAAUAUCAGCUGGAUAAAUUAUUGUACAUGUAAACACCCAUGAAAGCAAAACCCAGGUCAGGAUAUAAAGCAGUUUCAGCACUGCAGAGACUUCUUCAAGAGAGCUUUGAGCAAGGGAGGGACCGUGGUAGAGGUGGCUCAGGCUCUGUGAGAGCUCAGAAAAAGCACCUAUCCCCACCUGGAAAGUUAGAGAUUUCUUUCCAAAUAUGGGACAGAUUUUGCAUUUAGUCUUGAAAGAUGGAUAAGGUUGGUUAUAGUGAGCAGAGGCAGCGAAGCAUAUCCCAGGCAGAGGGGAAAAAUGAAUGUGUAACGACCAGGUGGAUGGAAAACUUGUCUGUAUGCAGAAAGCCAUAGACAGCACUAUGUUGCUUGAAUUAAAAAAAAAAAAAAAAAAAGAAGCCAGAGAUGAAUUUGAUGCUUUAGAGUUGCGAGAAGUAAGAUGGGUAGACAAGAGUCCAUUAAGCAUUUUGAACACCAGCUUGAGCUGUACUGCCAAGUGUCCGAGAAAGGGCUCUGAUCAGAGAAGAGGCAGAAUCAACUCUAGGUGGGAAAGAGACCGCCUGAGCCUGUACAGGGGAUGGAUAAUGGAGUGAAGCUGGAGGCAGGAAGCGGGGAAGAGAGAGGAGGGCAUGAGGCCUGAGCUGGGGUGGGUGAGUGGAUGGAAAGAAGCGCAGGGCAGAGAGCGGUAGAGCGGGAAGGACAGCGCCAGGCCUUGAAGGGGGAAAGCAAGGGCCGGCAUGUGACCCAGUGACUGGUGGACAGUGGAGCCAUUCCCAACGUGGGGACCCCAUGAGAAGGAGUGGGUUUCGGGGGACACUGAGCUCAUGUGGGGUGGAGUGUUCCAAGAAGGCUGGAGCCCUGAACCUUGAGCUCUUAGUCUGGAAAUGGAGUCUGGGUAUUACUAUCUAUGAUGGUGAUUGAAGUGUGGAGAUUGCUGAAAUUUCCUGAGGAGAGGGGAGUAGUGUGAGAAGGGAAGGGGUUCCAGGCACCAUUCUCUGAAAAGCCUCAAAUGCUAGGAAAGAGAUCUGGGGAGGAGAAAGUACAGGAAGAGCAUAGGCCAGGAUCCAACAAGACACAAUUACCAGGCCCUUCAGCAAACAGAAGAUAAGCCUCCUCAUGACAUUUUAAUUCUGUUUCUCCGUGAAAGUAGAGGAAUGAUCAGACUUCUGAAGUUGCACAUAUUUGGGUUCCAGUUCUGUCCUUUCCUAGCGCUGACAACCUGGGGAAAUGACCUCAGACUGCCAGAGUCUUGUUUGUAAACUUUGGCCAACUCCUUGUUUUUGUGACAUGUGCAUGCUCAGUCAUGUCUGACUCUUUGCGACCCCAUCAACUGUAGUAUGCCCGGCUCAUCUGUCCAUGGAAUUUUCCAGGUGAGAAUGCUGGAGUGGGUUGUCAUUUCCUACUCCAGGGGAUCUUCCCGACCCAGGGGUCGACUCUGCGUCUCCCAGGUCUCCUGCGUUUACUGCAUCGGCAGGCGGAUUCUUUACCACUGAGCCACCAGGAAUACAGUUAUUCAUUGCUUAGACUUUCUGAGUAACAGGGAAAUAGGCCCCACCCCACAGCCUAACGGCCAAUUAGGGCGCGAUCCGCCUCUCGGAAUGCAAAUUAUCGGGGAACUUGCCAAUCACAACGCACCAGCCCCGCCCCCUUUCCCCACGAUGACGUGCUCAGCUCCUCUCUUCUGAAGCCCAAUCAGAGCGCGGUCCGCGCGAAUUGCCCCGGGAGCACGACUCAGAACCCUCAGCGUCCGGUUAGGGGAGUGGGUUGCCAUGGUCACCACUGAGGGGCAAGACUGAAGGGCCAGCGGAGCCUCCAGAGACAGACAAAAAAAGCGAGGGGCAGAUUCUGAUUAGUUGCUUCCUCGCUUCCUUCACGGGUGGGCCAGGUGUUUACCCGUCUCCAUUCCAUGCCUCCUGGAGCCUGUUGCCUGCCUCCUUUCUCCUCUCCUCCCGUCCCGACUGGCACCCGGAUCUGGGAAUCGCGCAGUUGGAACAACACCCUGCAGAAACGGCUGCAGGCUGCUGCAAGAGAGGCCUUUUCUAUUUUUUUUUUUUUUGAGGGUGGGUGGGGUUGCGCUCCGUUUGACUUGUGGGAUGUGUGUUCCCGACCAGGGACUGAACCCACCCCAGCAGUGAAAGCGUCGAGUCCUAACACUGUAUCACCAGGGAAUCCCCAGAAACCCUUUUCUGAUAAUACAUUUUGCUUCCAGAAGGGCACUAUACUUAAGUCUUCUAAUUGUGUAUCUGGUUUAAGUCUUACAAUAGAUGAGGAAAAGGGAGCUGAAAGGUUAGAAGCCCUUCCCAAUACCACACAACUAGGUUUCGGGGAGUCUGAUUUUGAAUAGCAAGUACAUCUCCAGGGCCCGCACCCCAUUCCACCGCCUCCAAUCUUUCCACUGCGCCCGAAGUAGACGUCGGGAAGUGAUGAGAGAGUAAGAAAAAAGAAAUUCAGAGAAAA
Molecule: messenger RNA, 5713 nt
Organism: Bubalus bubalis (water buffalo)
Lineage: Eukaryota; Metazoa; Chordata; Mammalia; Artiodactyla; Bovidae
Gene: KASH5
Product: KASH domain containing 5
Exons: 19
Coding region: 665-2632 (655 amino acids)
Biological process (GO): spindle assembly; telomere localization; chromosome localization to nuclear envelope involved in homologous chromosome segregation
Cellular component (GO): chromosome, telomeric region; meiotic nuclear membrane microtubule tethering complex; meiotic spindle pole
Molecular function (GO): dynein complex binding
Source: RefSeq, a predicted model, not a curated record